AUGGCCUUUGCGUAUCAGAUCCUCAUGAUCCAGAAAAAGCGAGACUCCAUCGAGGGACGUGUACAGAUGAAGCUUGGAAGAGCGGGAACUGUCCACGACAACAUCAAAAACAACGGCGUCCCAGUGUAUAGUUGCAAUAUCACAAACAUCGACUCUUACUGCUGCUACGAUGACUGCGAAUGCGCCUCACCCUUUGAGGUCUUUUCCUUCAGUGCUGCACCAUCCGAUGUCUACACACUGACAAUCAUCGGCGAAUCAUUCACCCAAACACACGUAUCAACAACAUCUCAAGCUUCAUCUUCUGCAACCGUUGCAAUAAGCAGCGCAUCUGCCAUCACAGAAACGUCUCUACCGAACACGCUCGUAAAUUCAGGAUCCGCAACACCAACAUCCACAGCCAUCACAACAGCUGAUUCCGCAUCAAAACCUAUCAACACUAUAGCGCUGGGUGCGGGACUAGGAGUGGGCAUACCAGUAUUGGCCGCUCUCAUGUUUGGAUCUUUUUACCUAUGGAGGCGCAAGAAGCGCUAUGCCUCUGUAAUGUCUGAGGGUCCCCAGGAAGCAACUCACGAGCACGAUGAGCCGCAGACCAAGUAUGCACACUAUACAGAUACAGAAGUACAAGGAGACAUUGCCGCCAGCGAAUUAGCAGCCAGUCAACCAAAACCCGUCGAACUCCCAGCUCAUGGAAACUGA
Molecule: messenger RNA, 696 nt
Organism: Plenodomus lingam JN3
Lineage: Eukaryota; Fungi; Ascomycota; Dothideomycetes; Pleosporales; Leptosphaeriaceae
Source: RefSeq, a predicted model, not a curated record